UAAAACAAAUAAUUAAGAUAAAAACAAUAGCAAUAUUAAAAAAUAUAAAAAAAGAUUAAUAAAUAAAUGAGCGACUAAACCGAAUUAGCCAACGCUAAGCACGUCCUUAUUAAACAAAGAAUUGAAUGGUUGGAAAUCAUUCCUUGCUAUGAAGAAGAAAACUCGUAUGAAAUCCACACUUGUGCCUCCGAUUUCACUUCUCCAUCUUAAAAUCCUAUUGCUACCGUCAUUGAAAAGCGUGGAAGUCUUUGCUGUCUCUUCUGCUGCAAAGCUUUCAGAGAAUACGAAAAUGAAUAUCAACACUCAGGUCUCACUGUUGCUACCUCUCACCGUCCUUACAAGAUCCCUAUCUGCCAAUAUGCUUUCAUUCCUUUGUGCAAACCUGAAAUUGAUGUCCAAAGAGGUGGUUAACACAUUGGUAAGGCUGAAUGGCCUUGCUGGCAUCCUUGCUGGCCUGCUAGAGGUUUAUUGAGUUGCCAAGAAUUCGAUAUUAAGGACGCUUAAGGUAACAUUAUCUACAAUAUUACUGCUAACUGCCUCUAACUUGGUUUCAUCUGCCCUGUUCUUGGUAUCCUUGAACCAUGCAAGACUAGGGAAUAUGAAAUCAGAAAUGCUGAUAAGGUUGUUGUUGGUAAGAUCGUAAAUAUCUACAAUGGUAUCCUUGAAGAAUGCUGCACUAGAGCUGAUUAGUUCGGUAUUUAAUUCCCUGAUGACUGCACUGUUGAACAAAAGCUCCUUAUCAUUGAAACCGCUGUUUUCCUUGAUUACCUCUAAUAUUGGGCUUGA
Tetrahymena thermophila SB210 is the source of this 786-nucleotide messenger RNA. Its product is annotated as scramblase. Gene Ontology annotation, cellular component: plasma membrane. Lineage: Eukaryota; Ciliophora; Oligohymenophorea; Hymenostomatida; Tetrahymenidae. Gene Ontology annotation, biological process: plasma membrane phospholipid scrambling. Gene Ontology annotation, molecular function: phospholipid scramblase activity. The record is from RefSeq and is a predicted model, not a curated record. The transcript has 4 exons.